AUGUGCGAGGCGCUCGAGAGAUUUUGCGGAGAGGGCGUUCGCGCGGGGGAGGUGUUUCAUAAGUGCCCGGAGGCGGCGUUGGUGUGCGUGGACGCGGCGAAGAUUCAGCGAGCGCUGGUAAACGUGCGCGCGGCGUUGCCGAUGAAGGAGGUGUGUUUGGGACGCGUCGUCGAACGCGCGCCGCGAUGCUUGCUCGCGGCGGGCGACGCCGACGCGAUGAAGGGGUUGGGAGACGCGACGAGAGCGUUGGCGGCGGCGAUGGACGUGUCGUUGGACGAUGAACGGUUGCGAGCGGUCGUGGAGUCGACGGCGGAGGUGCUGUUUGAGGAGCCGGGAGCGAUUCAGCGCGCGAUUGAUGAGAUGAAACCGUUGAAUGACGGUUUGCAUCAUCCUUCGCUCGCGGACUUUGUCGUGGAAUACGCCGAGGCGUUGGUUGUGCCCUACAUUCGGCAGACGCUGGCGCAAACGCUCGCAAUGCGAAGAUCGUACAGAGUGUAG
Ostreococcus lucimarinus CCE9901 is the source of this 498-nucleotide messenger RNA. RefSeq lists its product with no specific name. NCBI's taxonomy places the organism in Eukaryota, Viridiplantae, Chlorophyta, Mamiellophyceae, Mamiellales, Bathycoccaceae. Bases 1 to 498 code for a protein of 165 amino acids. The transcript has a single exon. The record is from RefSeq and is a predicted model, not a curated record.